Phytophthora infestans T30-4 is the source of this 636-nucleotide messenger RNA. RefSeq lists its product as uncharacterized. Bases 1 to 636 code for a protein of 211 amino acids. The record is from RefSeq and is a predicted model, not a curated record. Lineage: Eukaryota; Oomycota; Peronosporomycetes; Peronosporales; Peronosporaceae. The transcript has 3 exons.
AUGGCCCACGUGGCAAUGGCAUGUUCUGGGCUCGAACGUCGUUUAUGGCUCUAUCUACUAUCGGCUGGAAUUUCGGCAAUGUACACGGGUUUUUACUUUGCAGUGGCACUAGCGAUCGGGUUCCCAGUGCCUUUUUCGUAUCUGACACUCAAUAUCGUAUGGAUUUCGCUUAUCGUUGCUGGUCUCUGGGUAUACAUGGGCCCAGCAUGUCGAUCUAGCGCAUUGGUGCGCAAACGCUUAAAACUUCACGCUAUCUUUAUUUACGCCGCUUCCAGUCUAGCAGUUGUCUAUCCUUUGUUCUAUUACGCUUUCUUACAUGCUCGAGAAUAUGCCAGUACACAAUUCUUGCUGACAUUUGCACUGCCAGUUAUCAAGAUGAUGGAAAAGCUACUUCUUUACCACACAACAGGCCAUGCACCGGAUUUACAGCCUGUCUUCAUUGCCUUCAAUAUCGAGGUAUUCAACGCACUAUUCGUGUCAAGCUGCAUGCGCAACGCGACCUCGGUUAGCGUGACAAUGAUGCUAAUGGUUGCCGAUUUUAUGGGAGCUUGUGCAGCGCUGUACGGGCUGAGAAACAUUAUGCUGCGCAUAUUGCCGGUUUUAUUGCAAAACACCACCACCUUGAUUGUCUCGUAA